AGUCAUCACCCAAGACAAAGUAUACUCAUUAUCUUUUAUCCAUUGGUUACAGAAGACUGUUUAAGUGAAAUGGUGUUUUGUAGAUACAUAUCCUGGCUAGUAAUCUUUGACAACAUGGAAAUGAUGCGAAACCUGAACCGCCUUUUCUUCCUACCGAUCCUCCUUGCUACCUUCGCGCUCUCACCCUGUCCAGCCGAAGCUUUCAGAAGCCACAGACUCCCUCCUCCUAGACAGUACAGAGGUCCCAAUGAACCCCCUUCUGCACUUGAAUCCGACUCAGACUUGCUGCAUGCCUUGGAAUUCCUAGAGCAAUACGAACGCGCCAAAACCAGGGAGCCUAGCGGAACUCUUCCAGGGUUGAACGUCGGUUUCGACGGGGCCGACGAUUUCGACCCGUACCCGAGGUUCGGCAACGAAAUCCCUCUCCCAGAUGAUAUCGGCAAUGGCUUCCCGUACCGAAAAUGGGACGACGACGACGACAGGAACAUAGCCGAAAUCGAUCUCGAGGACCUGUACGAACCGCGACCUGAAGACCUGGAGACCAAUGAGGUGGCAUUUGCCGAGUUAAUCUUAGACCAGUACAGGAAAUACGAAACGGAACGACAGACGGAACUUUUCAAUAAAAUUCUCGGAGACGUCAUGGCAGAGAAAAUAAUACAAGAGGACGAGGAAGAAAACAUAGCGAGGCUUAUGGAGGAACAGGCAGAAGAAAUUGAAGGUCUUGACGAUCUAGCCAACAUCUUCGAAUCCAGUAGUUCAGUGACAGGUACAUCAGGUGGGGAGGCGGGAGUCUACCCACCACAAGAGCUGGACUUGCCGCUGUUCAGCGAGUCAUCGAACGCUGAGGUAACCCCUGACGAGGAAUCCCAGAACUCGGACGACGAAGUCCAAGCCGACGACUUCUUCGUAAGCGAGGCGGGGCUUGAAGCGUUGGACGAAGCGGAAAGAAUCCUGAAUGAAGGCUACGCAGAAGACGAUAGCACAGAAAGCAGCGAAUCACUGCCUGACUUUGAUGAUACGUCAGACCUCACUAGUCUCCUUCAAGAUAAUGACGAAUCUGAGUUCAGCGAAGCAGGACCAUUAACAGAAGAAGAGAAAGAGGAAACAUUAAAAGACGUCAUCUAUAGAAUAGUACAGGACACACUCAGAAAGAAACUGGUAGAAUCCAUGGUCGGAACAGAGGAUUCUGACGAAGACUUGUCCAUGGAAGAGUCCAUUGUGGAAGUAGGGGAUUCUGAGGAAGAAGAGUCCAUGGCUGAUACCGAAGAUGGGGAAUACGACAGUCUUCUUGAUAAUCUGGUGGAUGAGAUCCGAGAGCAGGUCGACAAACUGUCAUCAAGAAUCAUGAAGGAAAUCGAAGGGGAGGACGUUGGUGAGGGCGAUGAGGAGGGUAACAACGAUGAUGACGAUGAAAGUGAAAGCUCCGAUGGGUACUUCAAUGAGGAACCAGUCAUAGGCGAGUCGAGCUCGAUACCUGACGACAUCAUUGACGAAAUAAUGGGCGCCGGUCCAAGCAGUUUCGUCGUCGAGCAGGAAAACGAUACUCCACAAUCGUCGGUCACGGAGUUCAACGAAGAUAUGAUUAGUGAUGAAGACCUCAUAAACGCCAUCAAAGAAAUAGUUCCAGCCGCCGAAGCUAAAGUAUGCCCUAUUCUAAGCUACCUGGUGGAUGAUUGCAGCGUCAUUGAAGGCUUUAGGGGACUGGGUGCCGACGGCUACAAGCAAGCAUUUAGUCGUCCAUGCAACAGACACCAAAUAUGCUACACAUGUAGUACAUCUUAUGAAAUCCCAACAAAACUAUGUGACGAAAUUUACAAAGCCGAGUUACUCACACUUUGUAACGGGGACCUGGAGUGCAUGCAACGAGCGAAGUAUUUCUGGUUGGCUGCCACCAACGACCGGACAGCGCCAGACGCCACCCUCUCCCUUUGUAGUGAUCGUUGUGUGUUGGAUUAUCUCCUUAGUGAUUAGAAUAAACCCGGAAGUGGGCUACUCACACGAUUGCGUGGGGCGUGGGAUCUGGCCGUGAUCAUCGGCCAGGGCAGAGUGGUGCUCAUUUUUCUUAUUUCAAUCGAAUCCCACCACGCGCAGGAAAUCGACCGUACACCACUCUUGCGCAGCUACUGCGCGCAUUCAUCUAUACACCGCGCGCGCAGCACCUCUUAACAAUAUCCAAUCCACCCGCACUCGUGUGGAAAGUCCUGUAUUCAUAUCAUCAUUUCAUUAUUUUACUGUCACACUCCUUAAAAUGUGUAUAUAUAGUUGUAGACUGGCGAUCUGUGUCUGUCUUAGCAUCAUUCUUAUUAUAUUUAUAAAGAUUUAUCAGAGUCAUACAUUUUAUCAUACUUGUAUUUUUAUCAUUGAUAUCGAAUUGUGCAAUCAUUAUACCAAUCAAUCGCGUUUGUUGAACUAGUAUAAUAAUGUCUGCUCGUUGCAAUGAAAUACAGAAGUCGUUCGAUUUAUUUAAUAGAUGUAAUUUGAAUCAAUAAUCCAACUGCUGUACAAAAGUUCCAAAAUGCACAACAAAAGCAUCAUCAAGUGUUAAGAAAAUAUGUAGCAUUCGAAAAAAAGUUAUUUUUUUUUCUUUUGCCAAAGAUCAUUAUUUCUAACAAGUGACCAUAAUCAGAUUCCAGUCACGUUAAUGAUUUAUCAAGUGAAGUUUGUAUUGUUUUUUUUUUCAUUAAACAUAGGCACACAUUAUUAUCAAUACUGCAUAUAGCAUUUUUAUCUAUUGGAAGCAAGAUGAAAGAGCAAGAUAAUACCGCCACCUUUUAGGUAUCCAUAUCGAUUCAUUUUGUUUUCAAAGUGUCGAGUCCAAAUUUCUGUCGUGAUGUAUACGUGUAAUGUUAUUGAUGUGAAGAAUCUCGGACAUUGAUAUUCUUAUUUCAACCUUAACAAGCACAUGCUUGCGAUGAAGAAGCUUUAAUUCACACAAAAAUAACAAAAAGAUGUUGAGAAACAGUUGCAUUGAAAUCUACAGCUCUUUGCACUAAGCUACUUGGUUGCUGUCUGUGUUA
Messenger RNA from Lytechinus variegatus (green sea urchin), 3017 nucleotides. RefSeq lists its product as uncharacterized. NCBI's taxonomy places the organism in Eukaryota, Metazoa, Echinodermata, Echinoidea, Temnopleuroida, Toxopneustidae. The record is from RefSeq and is a predicted model, not a curated record. Bases 70 to 1971 code for a protein of 633 amino acids. Gene Ontology annotation, biological process: phospholipid metabolic process; arachidonate secretion. Gene Ontology annotation, molecular function: A2-type glycerophospholipase activity. The transcript is spliced from 7 exons.